Zophobas morio is the source of this 1962-nucleotide messenger RNA. RefSeq lists its product as uncharacterized. Gene Ontology annotation, cellular component: transcription factor TFIIIC complex. Gene Ontology annotation, biological process: transcription initiation at RNA polymerase III promoter. Lineage: Eukaryota; Metazoa; Arthropoda; Insecta; Coleoptera; Tenebrionidae. The transcript has 22 exons. The record is from RefSeq and is a predicted model, not a curated record. Gene Ontology annotation, molecular function: protein binding; histone acetyltransferase activity. The annotation marks the transcript as partial.
GUAGAAACACUUUGCAUAUUCUUGAACCGGAAUUCUCUUUUAAUAGAAAAAGCGUUUACUUAUCGUACAGCGUUAAUACAAUUAGUGUUCCUUCCCGUUUUCGCUAUGAAAAACAGCCUGAAAGACUUAAUAGUUGUAUGAAUGAAACUUUUGAGUCCACACACUUCGACACGUCUUUGCUUGCACCCGUUUUUCGCCCCAGCUGGGCUGGGCUGCGGUGGGGAGUAGACAAAGGAAACGCUUUUAUAGAUGCCAAGUGGUCUCCUCCCUUUUGUGGCCCCUACGGAAGUUGCUUGCUUGCCGUUUUACUAGAAGACUAUGAAGUUUCUAUUUACUUACGCGAUGCUUCCUCAAGGACGUGCUGGAGUAACUUUUUGAAUGUUUCCUCACUUUUACGGACAGAAACACAGUCCUUUGCUAGAGGAGUAGGCGAAUCUAUUACUUCAUGUCAAGAGGAGGAACUGCGUACAUUCGUCCAACUACGUCACACAUGCUGUCCAUGUGCCCUCGCUUGGUCCCCGGUUUUACCACGCGCCGAGAUGGCAGCCAAUGAUAGAGAGGGCCGAUUUGCACUAUUGACGUUGGGCGCUCUUUCUGGAGAAGUAACAUUUUGGCGCUUCGUUGUUCCUUAUAUAGAUUGUAAGAGCUGUCCACUGGUUUUUCGGCAUAAAGCUCGCAGCGAGCGGGUCACUGCCUUGGCUUGGCUACCGAGUACUUCUGAAUCGCUAAUGGCUGUGGGCUACGUGGACGGCGCUGUAGAGCUCUGGUACUUGCGGGCCUCCGAAGAUUCGGAGUUUGUUGUUGAAAGACUUAUGUUACACGACGCUGAUCGAAGGCACCCGAUUCAUUUUGAAUGGCGGAUCUCGGAAGCUCUUGAAUGGCAGAUCGCCGUCUCUAAGGGACUUGAUCUCUACGUACAUAUACGAGGGAAAACCUUUCAUGUGGCUCGGAAGAGCAUGUAUAUAAGCGGGAUGAAAUGGCUCUCCAACGACGAGCUUCUGGUGUCCUCGCUUGAUGAAAGUCUUGUGCUUUAUUGUUUCCAGCCUUCAGAUGAAAAGUUUUUAAAGAAAAUCGUUGUUUUGCCUGAGAAGACUACAACUGUACUAGAAAGAAGACUUUCAGAAAGAGGGAUAUUCGGCCUGGAAGUGAGCCCUAACAGGGCUUUUGUUACUCUGACCAUGAGGACUCAGAAGCUUUUUAAAUGGUGGACAGUCGUUCGUACGUUUGCGCUGUCUUCCAGCAUAGUUGUUAUUGAGAAUAUUAAGUCUACGCUGACUGAGCUGCAGAGUGACACAAGUGCCUAUCUGGACACCCUAUGGGACUCCUUGGAGUCUUUGAGAUGCUCAGCAAGCAUGCACGCCACCGACUAUAUAGAAGUCGAUGAGGUGCGCAAUACUUCCCAGCCCCCAGUAUUGGGAAAGCAAGAAUAUAUGACUGCCAUCAACGCCGCGAUUGCUGUUUUUAAAGAGCGUGCCCGCGCAUCUUCGAGGGGACUUUUUCUUUUGUAUACUAAGUUAGAGCUGUUGUUCUCAAUGCUCUUAAAGUGCAAACUUUGUGCAGAAACAGAUGCUGUUCGCUUCCGCAUUGAUGAGCUUGAAAAGUUUCUUUUGCAUAAUCAGUUGUACACGAACCUGCAGUCUCUUCAUACACAUUUCGGAAGCGUACAGACUAUCAAUGAAAACGACGAGUCCUAUUUUUCUUUACUUGUGGCGAUACAUAUAAGUUUUUUCUCGACGACUAACGAUGAGCUAGGCCGUCGCACGCAUUCCGCAGUUCUUGCGGGGGCUCAAAGGCUGCAGGCUGACUUGCGUAGUGGUGCUACAUACGCCCCUCUACUGAAGAUAUUAAAGUCCUGGCCGCUAAGCCUUCUAGAUAAGGAAAAGGCAAUGGCUCUUAUUGGACCGCAAACUAAAGAGACUUGCGCGAUUUGCCACUCGGAAAUACCGCUGUCGUCUCUUUACU